AAACAAAAUCAACAGUCAUGAUUCAUCGCAAUAUAUGCAAAAAAUUAUAUGCACAAUCUAAGGGGUUAGACUCAAUGAUUUAGAUAACUAAGACCUAGGGUUCACCCAUCUAGGGUUAGGGUAUAGUAUCAUGCCAAAAAAUCCAAUUAAUUCAAAGUCUAAAUAGCGUUUUCUUACUCAAGGUAUGUCGUACCUUAGAUUUUAGCCAAGGUACGAUAGAAGCCACCAUAUAUAUAUAUAUAAUACUAUAUAUAUAAUUAAUACGUAUACUUAUCCGAUCCUCGAUAAUCCAAUUUUUGUUGAAAUACUAUCAAAACACUCGAUUUUAAAUCGUGAAAUUCUAGCAACCGUAAUACAAGUUUUGCCGAAACGAGAUGUUACAUUCUUAAGAAGGGUUACGCGUGGAACAUUCAUAACGUGAAAAACAUUAAGUUUUGGGGUGAUUUCUGGGUUUUGCAGGUGCCUUUGAUAGAGGUAACACUCAAACCUAUCCCGAGGAGAUCAUCACAGAGUCAGUUUUCAGCUACCUUGACGAAGAGGAGAAUUGGGAUGUGAGUUAUUUCUCACCAUGGCUAGCAACAGAAAUUAAGCACAAGAUCAUUACUAUUUCAGUGGAUUCUCUCACUCUGUAAGCUUAUUCUCUUUUCCGUUCUCCCUGUCCGAAUGGCUGCUUCACCACGAAGUCAUCAUUUCAUAUGAUGAAUCCUCAUCAAGCGAACCAAGAUGAGAAACUAUGGAAGAAGAUUUGGAGCACACCUUCCCGGAAGAGAAUUCAUUGUUUUACAUGGCUGGUCGCCUUGGAGAAAAUCGCUACUAAUGCCCUUCGCUUCUAUAGGAAAUGUGCUCCAUCUCCAGCGUCCCCUUGCUACAGUGACUGUCUCGAGACAAUCACCCAUUUGCUCCGAGAUUGUCCCCAGGCGACUUUUGUCUGGACAAGGUUUAUUCCGCAGGCUGAGCAGUAUGGCUUUUUCACUAGCACUCAGGAGGUUUGGAUCCGUGAGAAUCUGUUGAGGGAGUCAAAUCUAGCCUCUGGACAGAGCUGGCAUGCGUUCUUCAGUGUGGCAAUUUGGUGCCUAUAGAAGAACAUAUUUAUCGCUGCUUUCAAGGGUGAGGAGGAAGCAUUGAUAUACCCUCCCUGGCGAACUCCAUUCAGCAGAGGGCUCUCAUGUGGUACAAGGCCUAGUUUUCCCCCACUCUUGCUGACAUAAGGUUAGGGAAUCCGACAACCCGAGUUACAAAAGAGCGUCCGGUGGCAUGCUCUUUUUGAAGAGUGGUUUAAGGUGAAUAUUAAUGGGCCCUCGACAGGUAAUCUCGGGUUAGAGGGUGCUAGCAACUUAAUUCGUGAUGCUCAGGUAGAUAGAUCACAGGGUUUGUCACCGAGAUUGUAGAGGAUUUGUCCGUUUUGGCGAAGCUGUGGGUGAUCUACCAUGGUUUGAAUCUUGCGCAGAAGCAGGGAUGCAGCAGUAUCAUUCUUGAUACUAAUUCUCGACUAGCUAUCAAACUUGUUAAUAAUAUGCAGGAAUCAGGCCAUCCAUAUUCGACUCUUUUGGAAAAGAAUAGCUCAGGAUUGGCUCUUUAGUAUACUUCAUACAAACCAAAAACAGAAUUGAGCCGCGGACUGGCUCUCGAAAUAUAGUAUCGUCUAUAUGAUGACUCGAUAUUUGCACAUAUUUCCCCCUUUGUUUCUUGAAUGUUUGAGCUUUAAUUAUCGCGUCUUGGGCAUAUUUUACGCUAGGUUGUGUUCCUUUGUCACAUUUCAGGUCCUAGCAUAUAAAGUGAAGCGUAGGCGCAAGUUUGAAGUCAAUCAGAGAUCAAUUGGCGAUUAGGGAGAAGAAACUCGGGCAUGACCUGAAGAAGAAUGGAUUUAUACCUCACUUAAUGGACAAAGAAUCAUGCAAUCUUGUCACGAAAAUAAAGAGGACGAGACUACGAGCGUCUGGAAUCAAACGGAGACUAAUUCGGAGUCCGGACGAGGAAGAAACAAAGCAUUGAAUAUACGGGAACAAGUUCGGCAGUAAAAACACGGGCUGGCCUAAAGAAAAACACGGUCGUGUCCAUAUUUAGGCACGAUCGUGUUUUGGCCGACGAGGGCUGCUGGGAGCAAAACACGGGCGGGCAAAAGUAAAACACGGCCGUGUCCUCGACCAUGUUUUGGCCGACGAGGGCUGCUGGGAGCAAAACACGGGCGGGCAAAAGUAAAACACGGCCGUGUCCUCGACCAUGUUUUGCCCAGAAUCGGGUUUUUUAGGCAGAUUGAGGGCAAAGGAAAGAAAGAGCUAGGUUUUGGAUCCCAAACACCCAAGGGGCGAACCGAAGAGAGAGAGGGAGAUUUGAGGGCAUUCUAAGAGAGGAAUUGGAGGAUUUAUUCGUCUUGGAUGCUCGAGGAACAAGCCCGUACUUGAAGACUGAUCAUCUGAAGCUUCUUACUGCAGUCUCUCUCUUCUCUAUGGAGUAACUUCCCUUCACUUAGGUUUUGAGGAACCCUAGCCAUGUUUGUUUGAUUGGAUGAUUGUAUGAGUACUCUUACGUGAUAAUCUUGAGUUCAUAUUCAAUCUAUGCAUGUUUUCAUGAUUCAAUUCUUCUUUAGUCGAGAUUAUUGAUUCUGCUUUGAUCCUAUGAGAGUGAAUACCUUAUUAGGUCAAUAGAGCACCAUAGAUUGAUAGUAUUGGAUCGAUUGCUUUAGUAGAGGGUUGAUUCAUUGCUUUGUAUCAAUUGAGAACCUCUUUCGAUGAGGGAGUCUAGUUCAGAAUGCCUUGAUCGGUUGUUCUCGAGAAGGAUAUGUCCCUCUAGGCAAUUGACUCAAGAGGGCCUUGUUCCAUUAGUUGAGACUCAAGGUCUAGUCAAGGAUUCUCCGCAUUGUGAAUGAAAGUGAAACAGGUUAGAGAUCAUCAAUCAUUAAUCUGGCUAGUGGCUAGGGGUAAUCAUACCUAAGUGAGUUCCCAACCUGUAAUUAGAUUAACUUUAACUAUAGUUUGUUAGAGUAGUUUUAGUUCUUUCAUUUUAAUCUGGUUUGCUAGAUAAUGAACUGAAGCUGAGUAAUAGUAACUCUAGAGACCCGUGGAUUUGAUAUUUAUUACUUGAGACACUAUACUGCAGUCCCUUCUAUUGGUUACACUUGGCCAUUGUUAGGAGUUGUGUCAUAGCGAGUCAAGUUUUUGGCGCCGUUGCCGGGGACUUUCUACAUUAUUAGGAAAGGCAGAAGUUUGUUACUUUAGCGUUUUUAUUUUCUUUUUCACCCUUGCUUUUCAAUUGGGUGUUAUUGUUAUUGUUUGUGCAGAUCUGAAUCAUGGAUCCUCAUGGCUUCUCCAACCAUUGGGGGUAUCCACCACCAUCCGGGUGGUAUUACCCCGAGACUCCCUGGAGCAAUCAAGGAGGAGAAGACUAUGGAUUCGGGUUCUUGUACCAACCCCCUUACUACGGAGAACAAUCAGACCCCUGGGCAUAUCAAGAAUAACCUAAUUACCAAGAAGACUUUCUCCCACAACCAGAAGGGUCAUCGGAGCUGGAGUUACCCAUGGCGGCCUUCACGGGCCAUUCUUCAGAGCUAUGCUACACUCCAUAGCCAGAUCCAAACUAUGAAUUGAGGCUUCUCGUGGAGCAGUUUGCUCGGGAUUCCGAGAGACGCAAUCGCAAGAUGGACCUCCUUUUCUCAUCUUUUUCUCCUCCUAACUCUUCAUCCCUCCGUGAAUCGGAGGAGACUGUUUCACACUCAUCCAAGCAACCAGAGCGGGUUGAGCAAGUUUGUGCACAACUUGCUCAAAAUCACCCGUCUGCUACCAUACUAGAAGAGGAGGAGGAAGAAGAAUGCUACAUGGACAUUGUGGAGCAAACAGAAGUUAUCACGGAGAGCUCCCGUGAAGAUCAUGAUCAAGAAUGUCCUGUCUUAGCCGACCACCCCUUUCCACAUCCCACACCGAGCUUUGAAGAGGUGGGCAUGAGUGAGGAGAUGCGAGAAGAUCUCAUGAAAGAAAUUGCUUGACAACUUGCUCUCCAAUCCGUGCUAGAAGAAGAAGAGCAAGAAAGGGUGCAGAGGGAGGAUGAUGAAAGUGAAGCAGAAGGAGUUCUUGAUCAUUUCCCAGGGGUGAUACCACAUGAACAAGGAAGGGAGGUUGAAGAAGCAAUUGGCAUCUAGGCCGAGGACUAAGUUGAGGUGGAAGAGGGCUGCACCAGCCAUGAGUUGCAAGUAAUAUCCCAACCAAACUUCGAGGAACUACUUAGCAAGGGCCCAUUUGUACUGUCUCUUUGCCAGACCAAGGCCACUUCGACAUCGGUCCCUCUUGGUGGACGCGAUGGUGGUCAAUCGAUGUUGUCAUAUAUGAUUUGGGGCAAUGAGACGAGAGAAGAGAAGAAGAGGUCUCGAGGGUGGAGACGUUAUCUGCAUCAAGUGCACGAGCUUCCAUCACAUGUCAUACCACUUACUCGUGACUUGAGACUCCACCUCAUAGACGAGAACCUCAACUUCAAAGAGGUUUUGGGGUGGACCGAAACUUAGGAGCCAUCGUCCGGCUCACGACGGGAAAGAAGCGCUUGUUGGGAGGCAACCCAACCAGUCGGUUUGCAUUUCUUUCUCUUUUUCUCCUCGGUUGAGUCAGUUUUGUUAUUUGAUUUUAGAGUCAAUAACUCAACCUUUGUGAGAUUUGGUGUGGUGUUUGUGUUUCGACUACUCUCUCCACCUGGAAUGCACCGUCUGCCUCGUCCACCAUCAUUCACCCUUGAUUUGAUAACUUCGUUCUACCCUCUUUAUCUUUCCUCCAUUGAGGACAAUGUCGUGCUUAAGUGUGGGGGGAUGUUCGAUUAUGUAUGUGUGUGAAUGUUGGCUGUUUGUGUGCUUGGAGCCUAGUCCACUGUCCAAAUUUCGAUUUGAGGGCUCCAAGUACGUGUUCCCUUGCAAAUUGCCUGCUCAGUAUGCUUUGAAUUGACAGUCUCUAUAGUAAUGUGAAACCUAGGGAGGUAGUGUAGCACUAUGGAGGAUGUUGAAGUAUAAGAUUUUUCCUAUCUAGCUCUCUGCUGUGCCAGUUGAUUUUGUGAAUUAGUGGAGCUAUGACCGUUGAAUUCAUGUGAAUGGUGACUCUGUUUGGAUUGUGUUAUGGACUCGUGUAUCGAACAGGGUGCUCAUGUGAAAAAUGAAAAGCAGUUGGUCCUCCAUGUCGAAAUCAUUAAAUCUUAAACAUGGGG
Messenger RNA from Linum trigynum, 5175 nucleotides. The record is from the annotation of a GenBank genome assembly. NCBI's taxonomy places the organism in Eukaryota, Viridiplantae, Streptophyta, Magnoliopsida, Malpighiales, Linaceae.